This is a messenger RNA of Microcebus murinus (gray mouse lemur), 972 nucleotides long. Its product is annotated as olfactory receptor 5D13-like. Gene Ontology annotation, molecular function: olfactory receptor activity; G protein-coupled receptor activity. The record is from RefSeq and is a predicted model, not a curated record. NCBI's taxonomy places the organism in Eukaryota, Metazoa, Chordata, Mammalia, Primates, Cheirogaleidae. Gene Ontology annotation, cellular component: membrane. Gene Ontology annotation, biological process: G protein-coupled receptor signaling pathway.
AUGAAUCACUCAAGUGCUUCUGUGUUUAGGAUCCAAAAUAAUCACACUGCUGGAAUUGCCUUUAUCCUCUCGGGCUUCUCAGAAUAUGCUGACCUCCAGGUGCCUCUGUUCCUGGUGUUCCUGACCGUCUACACAAUCACUGUACUGGGGAACCUAGGCAUGAUCCUGAUCAUCAGGAUCAACGCCAAACUCCACACGCCCAUGUACUUUUUCCUCAGCCAUUUGUCCUUUGUGGAUUUCUGCUAUUCCACCACGGUGACACCCAAACUGCUGGAGAACUUGGUUGUGGAGGACAGGACCAUCUCCUUCACAGGAUGCAUCAUGCAGUUCUUCUUUGCCUGCAUCUUCGUGGUGGCAGAAACGUUCAUGUUGGCAGUGAUGGCCUAUGACCGAUUCGUGGCAGUUUGUAACCCUCUGCUCUACACAGUUGCAAUGUCCCAGAAGCUUUGUUCCUUGUUGGUUGCUGCAUCAUACUCUUGGAGUAUAAUGUGUUCUUUAACAUAUACAUAUUUUUUGCUGACCUUAUCAUUUUGCGGAACUAAAUUCAUAAAUAACUUUGUCUGUGAGCAUGCUGCCAUUGUUGCUGUGUCCUGUUCUGACCCCUACAUUAGUCAGAAGAUCAUUUUAGUUUCUGCCACAUUCAAUGAAAUAAGCAGCCUGAUGAUUGUUCUAACUUCUUAUAUUUUUAUUUUUAUCACUAUCAUGAAGAUGCCUUCACCCGGGGGGCGCCAUAAAGCCUUCUCCACCUGUGCCUCCCAUAUGACCGCCAUUACCAUUUUCCAUGGAACCAUCCUGUUUCUCUACUGCAUUCCUAACUCCAAAACUUCAUGGCUCAUGGUCAAGGUGGGCUCUGUCUUUUACACUGUGGUCAUCCCCAUGCUUAACCCCCUUAUCUAUAGCCUCAGGAACAAAGAAGUAAAAGACACAGUCAGGAAGUUAAUCAAUAUGAAAUUAUUAUGUCAUAAAAUAUAA